Molecule: messenger RNA, 1009 nt
Organism: Tarenaya hassleriana
Lineage: Eukaryota; Viridiplantae; Streptophyta; Magnoliopsida; Brassicales; Cleomaceae
Product: CBS domain-containing protein CBSX3, mitochondrial
Exons: 6
Coding region: 109-729 (206 amino acids)
Source: RefSeq, a predicted model, not a curated record
UCUCGUGAAAAUACCCACUCACUCACACAAAUCACUCAUCUGUCCCUUGGCUCUGCUCUAGGGUUCUCUCUCUCAGUCCCCCAACUCCGACCCAAACUCAAGGUAAAGAUGCAAGCUGCGAUUAGGGCAUUUGUAUCUGGCGGUGGAAGUGUUGCCAAAUCUGCUGUCUUGCGUCACUUCCGUGUGAUCAAUCCGGCAAUCCAAUCUGCUGUGUUCUCUCGAUCUGAGUCAACUCAGCCUGCUCGGAUCGAGGAACACGGGUUCGAGAGCACUACCAUCUCCGACAUUCUGAAAGCCAAAGGCAAAAGUGCUGAUGGUUCCUGGCUUUGGUGUACAACCCAUGACUCUGUCUAUGACGCCGUCCAGUCCAUGACUCAACACAACGUAGGAGCUUUGGUGGUGGUGAAACCUGGUGAGCAACAAUCCAUUGCCGGAAUCAUCACAGAGAGAGAUUAUCUCCGGAAGAUUAUAGUGCAAGGGAGAUCAUCCAAAUCGACGAAAGUCGGAGACAUUAUGACUGAGGAGAAUAAGCUCAUCACUGUAACACCGGAUACAAAGGUUUUGAAGGCUAUGCAACUCAUGACAGAUAACCGAAUCAGACACAUACCGGUAAUCAACGACAAGGAAAUGGUGGGGAUGGUGUCCAUUGGAGACGUGGUCCGAGCCGUGGUGACUGAACACCGAGAGGAACUUGACCGCCUAAACGCUUACAUACAGGGAGGGUACUGAAAAGAGAUGGAUAAAGGUUUGAACUUUGCCGGUCCUUCAGCUUAUGCUAAAGCUUCUUUAGACCAAUCUUCAAUGUAAAUAUGCAGUCUGUGUAUUUUUGCUUGGAGAAUAAUGAAAUGGCAUGUGGGGACAUGCCAAAGAACCAUUGAUGAUCUUGCUCUUGUCUUGUGAAAGACUCUUUAUGUUUAAUGUUGGGGCUAUGUACUUUGUUUUAUGUCAUAGUCUUCAGGUCUUGUUUCUUGGUUUUGUAAUGAAUGAACUGAAAGUGGUUGGAUGAUGA